This is a messenger RNA of Acytostelium subglobosum LB1, 1821 nucleotides long. RefSeq lists its product as hypothetical. Gene Ontology annotation, biological process: glycerol-3-phosphate metabolic process. Gene Ontology annotation, cellular component: glycerol-3-phosphate dehydrogenase (FAD) complex; mitochondrion. Gene Ontology annotation, molecular function: glycerol-3-phosphate dehydrogenase (quinone) activity. The record is from RefSeq and is a predicted model, not a curated record. The annotation marks the transcript as partial. Lineage: Eukaryota; Evosea; Eumycetozoa; Acytosteliales; Acytosteliaceae. The transcript has 3 exons.
AUGUCAAGAAUACUAUCAUUUAUAAAGAGAAAUAAGAUUGCUUUGGUAGCAGGUGCUGGCACUGUAUGGUUUGUGCAAGCGACUAACUUGUUCUCGCCGGGUUCGGUCGAGUCAUAUUUGGAUAAACAGGAUCGUAUAAAUAAGACUGCUUACUCGGUGAUGGAGCCAAGCAGGUUGGUGACCGCACCUCUGCCCACACGUGCACAACAGUUGGCCAAACUGGCGGCGCUAACCGAGCCGCUGGACGUUGUGGUCAUUGGUGGCGGUGCUACGGGCUCAGGUGUGGCACUCGAUGCUCAAACACGUGGACUCAAUACCGCACUGUUUGAGCGCGCAGACUUUGCCAGUGGCACAUCCAGUCGCUCGACCAAGUUGCUACAUGGUGGAAUAAGAUACUUGGAGUCUGCCAUUAUGAACUUGGAUUAUGAGGACUUGCACUUGGUGAAGGAGGCAUUGCACGAGCGAUCAAACUUGUUGAACAACGCACCACAUCUGUCGAGUGCACUCCCAUUGGCCAUCCCUAUAUUCAACGUCAUCGACCUGCCCAAGAUGUGGAUCGGCACCAAGCUGUACGACUUUUUCUACCCGGGUAACGACAUCCCGGGCUCAUACUACAUGUCCAAGAGCAAGACCUUGGAAAUGUUCCCACACAUGCGCGACGGAUGCCUCGGCUCGAUGGUCUACUAUGACGGCCAGCAUAAUGACGCUCGCAUGAACCUCUCCAUCGCGCUGUCGGCCGCAGCCGCUGGCGCUGUCACAAUGAACUACACACAAGUGGUCGAUCUGCUCAAGGACGCCAACAAUAAGGUAACAGGUGUAGUCAUUCAGGACAGGAUGACAGGCACCAAGUAUGAGGUCAAGGCCAAGUGUGUGGUCAAUGCCACCGGCCCCUUCACAGACGCUGUCCGCAAGAUGGAUGACCCCGCCACCCAGCCCAUCGUGUUGGGUGCCAGCGGUACACACUUGAUCCUGCCCGCGGCAAUGUCACCUCGUCACAUGGGAUUGCUCAAUCCAAAGACCAAAGACGGAAGAGUGCUCUUCAUCCUGCCAUUCGAGGGCCGCACUAUUGCAGGCACGACAGAUCACACCUCGGACAUUACAUACACACCAAAGCCUACUAGUGAGGAUGUCAAGUUCAUCUUGGAAACAGUAUCAGAGUACUACACUGUACCACUGACAGAGAAGGAUGUGAUGGCAGCAUGGACUGGCAUCAGACCAUUGGUGAAGAAGUCGGUGGACAUGCCAACAUCCAAGGUCAACAGGAGUCAUACUAUACUUACCAGUCCAUCUGGAUUGGUGACGAUCACCGGUGGCAAGUGGACCACCUAUCGAUCAAUGUCCGAGGAGACCGUCGACAAGGUCGUCUCACAGCUCAAGGCCUUCACGCCAAAGGCUGGACAUACCGCCAAUAUGGUGCUCUACGGUGGUGACAAGUACUACAACGACAUUGAUAAGUAUUUGGUCAAGAACUUCAAUGUUGAAGAGGAUGUAGCACAUCAUUUGGCACACACUUAUGGAGAUCAUGCAAUCAAUGUAUUGCAGUUGGCAAAGGAUAAGGGAUUGGAGAAGAGACUGACGCCAGACUAUCCUUACAUCGAGGCAGAGGUGUUGUACGCUGUGUCAGAGUACGCCUGUACACCAGAGGACAUCAUCGCGCGCAGGACUCGUCUAGCAUUCCUUGACAACAAGAAAUCCGUUGAAGUAUUGCCCAGGAUCGUUGACAUCAUGGCAUCAUCACUUGGUUGGAACAAACAGACCAAAGAGAGACAGUACAAAGAAACAUUGGACUUCCUCAAGACUAUGACAUUCGAACAACAAAGC